AUGGUAGCUGCGCGGAUCGCGGGCGAGCUCAACCUACAUCGCUGUAUCCCAAAGGCGCCACACACGAAGAAAGCAUGCUAUUUGCGCACCCGGCUAUACUAUCUGGUCUUUGUGUGUGAUCACCACUUCUCCAUCUGCUAUGGAAGGCCGCCUCUGACGAGAGACUUCGGCGCCAUAACGCCUCCAACUCAAUUUCUGCAGUCCGAGUUCACGACCGAAGACGACGCCCGGCUCGUCAGCCAGGUCGAGAUCUGGACGACCAGCACCCGUGUCUUCGACCAGUUUAGUCUCGACCCUGAGGCGCAUCUCUCGGACCAAUUGAUCCCGCAGUUGCGGCGGCUGAGUAUCGCGCUAGACACCUGGCGCGCCGACUGGAACGAGAGAUUUCACGUCAACGAGUGCGUUGGGAACUAUCCACGCAAAGGAGUCGGCCUUCAUUUCCACUUUGCAAAGCUGUUCCUGUGCUCCCACGUCUUCAGACGGGCUCCUGCCGCGGAAGGCGAGCAUCUGCAACUGGAUCCUGACCUGCAGGAGUUCGCCACGAACGCGGUACACUCGGCGACCUCGAUUCUUCAGGUCAUUGCUGCAGACCGGGAGAUCCAAUCAUAUCUGCAUGGGCUCCCCACGUACUUUGACACAAUGAUAGCAUUUGCCUUUGUCUUCUUGCUCAAAAUCCGGAUCAAGAACCCUGCAAACCUCAGGAUCGACAAGGCCGGUAUCUCGGAGACACUGGACGCCCUGGCUGUGGUGCUGGAAAACGUGACGACAAACAUGCACCCACGACAUCUGCUGACAAGUAUUGCUAGCAGUAUGAGGAAGCUGCUUGACCGGUUCCUGCACGGUGCGGGUGCGGGCCAAGAGGCUGCUCCAGCUCAAUCUCAGGCCGUGCCUGGACCGCAACCGCCUUUCGACCCUGACAACCAGUGGCUCAGUCCCUCAGACGCGAUGUUCCUCGAGAGCUACGACUUUCUGUAUUCGCCAGGCGCGGACUUGAACUUCGACCUCGACCUGGGUGUAUCUCACCACCAGUAA
Messenger RNA from Cladophialophora yegresii CBS 114405, 1032 nucleotides. RefSeq lists its product as uncharacterized. The coding region runs from base 1 to 1032 and encodes 343 amino acids. The record is from RefSeq and is a predicted model, not a curated record. Lineage: Eukaryota; Fungi; Ascomycota; Eurotiomycetes; Chaetothyriales; Herpotrichiellaceae. The transcript has a single exon.